Triplophysa dalaica is the source of this 10091-nucleotide messenger RNA. It is a transcript of the gene kmt2ba, whose product is annotated as lysine (K)-specific methyltransferase 2Ba. Gene Ontology annotation, molecular function: zinc ion binding; DNA binding; protein binding. Gene Ontology annotation, biological process: positive regulation of DNA-templated transcription. NCBI's taxonomy places the organism in Eukaryota, Metazoa, Chordata, Actinopteri, Cypriniformes, Nemacheilidae. Bases 168 to 8657 code for a protein of 2829 amino acids. Gene Ontology annotation, cellular component: nucleus; histone methyltransferase complex. The record is from RefSeq and is a predicted model, not a curated record. The transcript is spliced from 37 exons.
CAGAGGCCUCGGAAGAAAACAAAUAACGGCAAAUAAGCUGUGGGAUUCUUAUUAAAAAUAAAAACCCGAUAUCCCAUAAUGCUUUGCGUUUCCUCCGCUAUCUCGCGCCUUUCCAUCUUGUUCCUCUCGAGAGCUCAGCGCCGUAGUUGUUGUUGUGGUAUGUAAUAAUGGCGGCAUCAGGAGGCGGAUUACCAGCCUCGGUUGCUGCAGCGGCCACAAACACCUCCGCGGCCGUUCGCUGUCGUUUCCCGGGUCGACCAUGGAUGUCUCGGAGCCUGGUAAAGACGGAGAAACGUUCUCAUGUCGGUCGGGAGAGGGUUGAAGAUAGGAAAGGGCCAAGGCCUGUCGACGUUGAAGCUACGCUCAGUGAGGAUCCGUCACUGUCUCGGCUGCUUUUGCUGGCGGAGAAGCACAAGCGGAAGAACGAGGCGGGAUUCUGUACGAGCGGGAGCGAUGAGGAUGGAGACUUUACUGGCUUUAAAGUGGACAACCGAUGGUCCUCACAUUCUGGCAAAGGUUCAUCAGGGAGUACCCAUAAACCGGGAUCCUCACAGGUGAAGCCUGUUAAAGCACCAGCAGAAGUAAAAGCUCCAGAAAAAUCAUCUGACAAACCCAUGAGGAGUAACAGAAAUGUUUCCAAAACUGACCAAACAUUCAAGAGGCCCAAAAUGGUUAUAAAAAUUACAGCAAAAAAGUUGACCAAGAAAGAAACGGAUCAACAUGUGAGUCAAGGCAGCUCAAGGAAGUCAAACGACAGAAUACUCAGGAGCAAGCAGGAUGCAAAAUCUGUGUCCUCACAUGAAGCAGAUAAUAAAAUUGGAGCGACGGAAGAGGAGAACAUUACCGUAACGUUACAAAGUCAAAGCUCUGGUGAAACAGAAAGACGGAGAAGGCGAAGGCGAAGGCGGGGCAAGGUAGUGUGGACUACAGCGUUGGUAAAGAGAAAACAGAGAGCUUCUCGACUACGAUCCAUCAAAGCCCAAAGCUCUCUGGCAGAAAAUGCAGAGACACUUGAAGUUAACCACAGGAGGAGGAGAAAGGAGAUUGGUGCUAGUGGACAAGAAGGUACUGUAUCUCCAAAAGAAGUUAAAAAAAAGAAGAGGAUCCCAAAGGGCGGCUCUCUAGAAUCAGGUAGUAUACAGCAACAAAAAAUACAUGAUAGUCAAGGACAGGACUCAAUCAUGCAUAGAAAGAGACGGCGACUUGGCCACAAAAACUUGGACUCUACAUGCCAUACAUUGCAACCGAUAGAGGAACAGAAACAGCCAAUUGAAGAGAUUGAGAAAUCCGCUUUGGCAGUCCAGACAGAACUAAUGAAUAUCUCUGCCAAACCAGUUGUUACUGCUCGUUCUUCCCGGGUCAUCAGGCUUCCAAAAAGGUUCAUGGAUGACGAAAGCAUGUCUGCACUCCCAGACAGAGGAUCCCCAAAGAAAACAGCGCUGUCUGAAAUCCCAAUGGAAACUGGCAAACUAAAUAUAGAGAUUUCCCAAUCCCAUGAUUCUACAGUCAAGCAGAAGACAUUGGAAGAGCCGCAGAUCUUGAAGAAUGCUGAGAUGAGUAUUUUGAAAGAGUUGAAAUCUCAGCGAGGCAGACCUGUUUUGAGUUCCGCGAGGGUCGAUGGUGGUCGUCGUGGGAGGGGUGGGAGAAUUAGCCAAUCCAACGACUACAAGAUAUACUGGAAGUUAAAGAAGCUCAAUGCAAGCCUGGCGCGACGAAAGAUGCAGCGCAUCGCCAGUGCUAGUAACAGACUAGACGGCGAAGAUGCUGUGAAGUUGGAGACCCACGAUACAGAAAAAACUAUGGAAACAGGAAGGAGAAAAAUUCAGGACAUGUGUUCUCCAGGGUUGGUGCCAAAAGUAGUCAUACGUAUUGGAGUACGUUCUGAUCAGUCUCCGCUAUCAACUUUGGCCGAGGGGUGUGAUCCAGCUAAAGAGAAUGUUGAGGCUGGCAAUCUUGAAGGCACCAAUGAACAGAUGGUAGCUGGUGGACAUAACGCCCAGAUGAUGGUGGGGCCCAGUGGUACCACCCACAGAAUUAAUCUUUCGGGUGCAAAUAAGAGGAUGUUCCACCUGCUGAAGAGAGCCAAAGUCCAACUGAUUAAAAUCGACCAGCAGAAACAGCUGAAAACUGCUCAGCUUCUGUCCAGCUCUGCCAGAGUAAGAGAAGGAUUGGUAGCGGGCAGGGGGAGAGGCAGGGGCAGGGGGAAAGGCAGGGGGAGAGGCAGAAGGAAGCACAUAGUCACAGACGACGCAGAAGAGGCUCUACAGGAGAAUUUGAUCGGGGGUCCUCGUAUAAAGCAUGUAUGUCGCGCAGCGGCGGUGGCACUGGGGCAGCCCCGUGCCAUGGUUCCAGAUGACAUUCCCAGACUUAGCGCUCUUCCGCUGCAUGAGAGAGAGGGGAUCACCUGCUCACCUGCUGAAGAGGAUGUUGCAUCUCACUCAGAACCUGAGAGUGAAGAAUCUGUUGAUCAGAAGCCAUUGUUCAGGCGUAAAUAUGAAAGCAUGGGUUUUAGCAGGCGAUUAACUCGCUGCUUCCACUGCAAGGGCUGUACUCAACUUGAGGACUGUGGGAAGUGUGUGUUCUGUCUGGACAAGCCCAAAUUUGGAGGACCCAACAAGAAACGGCAGAGCUGUGUGUUGAAGAAGUGCACACGGAUCGAGAAAAACAAAACGAGGCGAUUUAACAAAGUCCAGAUGAGGCGACAUCGGCCAGCAGCGGCCGCUGGCACGUACAGCAGCGACGAAGAAAACGAGAAGGAGGGUGGAGAUGAAGGACAGACAUUUAGCCCAACCAGGAGGCAGCCAAGACGACAGGUCACGCCAAUGUCCUACAGAAAACUGCUGGACUAUUACUCCUCCGACACAGAGAGUGUCAGUUCUGAAAAGACAAAGACCAGCGUGACCCAAAAGACUCCAUCCAGUGAAGUGGCUGCCCCUGUAAUGGCCCCAGAAGAAGCGGCAAAACAGAGAAAGCAGGGAGUUUACAGGGCUUUCUGGGCCCAAAGCAAAACAGAUAAGAGCUCAGCGGAACAAGUGUCAUCCAGUGUUUUGACUCCACUUGCAAACGGCUUCACCCAAAGAGGCGUGAAGUGUCCACAGAGGACGUCCAACAAGAUUCGCGUGGACUUCAAGGAAGAUUGUAACAUCCAGAAUGUCUGGUUGAUGGGUGGAUUGAGUAUUCUCACUUCAGUUCCCAUCAUGCCUCAGUCUGUGUGUCUGCUCUGUGCCAGCAAGGGCGAACACGAUAUGAUUUACUGUCAGAUGUGCUGUGAGCCUUUUCACCAUUUCUGUCUGCCUCCGGACGAUCGGCCGAAGGAGGAGAACAAAGAGAACUGGUGCUGCAGACGCUGCAAGUUCUGCCACGUUUGUGGCCGCAAGAGCAGGCAGGCAAAGCCGGUUUUGCAGUGCCAGAAAUGCAUGAACUGCUACCACCCAGCCUGCUUAGGACCCACCUAUCCCAAACCUCCUAAAUUGAACAUGUCGUGGAUUUGCAUGCUGUGCAUUCGGUGUAAGAGCUGUGGUGUGACGCCAGGCAAAUCCUCAGAUACGCCCUGGAACUACGAACUGGACAUUUGCCCCAACUGUACCAAACUUCACAGCAAAGGUAACUUCUGCACUGUGUGUCUGAAGUGCUAUGAAGAGUUUGACAGCAGCAUGAUGCAGUGUGCCCGGUGUGCCCACUGGGUCCAUCCCAGGUGUGAGGGGCUCACAGACGAUCUCUACGAGAUCUUGGGUCGUCUACGGGGUAAGAGCCUUGUGUUCUCCUGCGCCGCCUGCAGUAAGACAUUCCGCAGCGGUUGGCAGGAAGUGGUUCAGGAAGCUUUGAAGAACGGCCUGCAGAAGAUCAUGAAUGGGUUGAGGAACUGUCCGUCCACCCACCUCCUCUUUGUUUGUUCGCAGUGCAAGGCUUGUCCAGAUUUGGUGAUUGCGAAGGAACAGUCUGUCUGUUGUCUGCAUGUUGUGGAGCAGAAGUUAAAGAAGGACCUGUACGCCUCUCUGAAAGCAUUUCAUGAGGAUGUGGUGACCGUCAUAGCGGAUAGACUAAAAAAAGAGGAAUCUUAUCCAGAUGAUCUCAAGCUCACCAGCCAAGCCAAGAUAAACUAUAUAAAGGUAGUACAACAAGUAUUUAGCUGGUUCAGGUGUCAGGACCCUAAAACAUGGAAUAUGCAAGAAUUACCAAGUGGUAUGCUCCCCGAGGCAGUUCUUCCCCCAAGUGAUGAACACAGUUAUGCACAAUGGCUCAAAAACCAGGACCGUACCUUUAAAAGGCGCGAAGUGGACCAAGAAAACCCCACAUCAAAAUUACAUGAUCUACACAACACAAACCCUCCAUCAUUUGUGGACGAAAGGCAGUGCUCUCUCUGCCCGCAGCUUGGAGAUGCCAAACCAAAUGAUGCUGGUAGGCUGCUGUACAUUGGACAGAAUGAAUGGGCUCACGUGAACUGCUGCGUGUGGUCGGCUGAAGUGAGGGAUGUCAAAGGGGCUUUGCUGCAUGUUCACAGUGCCGUCACCAGGGGCCGUUUCAUGCGCUGUGAGCGAUGUGGCCAGAAUGGGGCAACAGUGGGAUGCUGUCUUAGCUCGUGUCAGAGUAACUACCACUUCAUGUGUGCUCGUGCCAGCAACUGUGUCUUUCAGACCGACAAGAACGUCUACUGUUACAAACACAGUGACCUCAUCAGUAACAAGAUCGAGCAAGGAAAUAGCUUUGAAGUUCUCAGGAGGGUGUAUGUGGAUUUUGAUGGAAUCAAUCUGCGAAGGAAGUUUUUAACAGGCUUGGACCCAGAAUCGAUAAAUGUGAUGAUUGGAUCUCUACACGUUCAGAAACUUGGUGUUCUGACAGAGCUGUCUGCAAAUUCAGGAAAAUUGUAUCCAGUUGGUUACCAAUGUUCUAGAUGGUAUUGGAGCACCGUCGACCCUCGAAGGCGAUGCCUGUACACUUGUAAAAUCACAGAGAUGCAUCCAUCGUCACGGUGCAUAGCUUCUCACUGCACGCUGGAUCAGGGAGAAAAUCAUACUAUUGUGCACAGCCCAAAAGCACAAAGUGAUGAGAACACCACAGACAGUGAGCAUUGUUCACCUGGGCUGUCCCCCACAACCAAACAAGACUUAGGGGCAGGAGCUAAGAUGUCACAUAGCAGGAGACCAGCAGGAGGAAUGUUCAGACCUUUGCCUUCUCCAGGAAAUGCCAUUUCAACACCCCAUCAUAUUUUGACCAUCAGUGACUUCGACGAGACACGACGGUCAACGAGGAGGCACUCCACACGCAGUCGAAAUGCCUCGCCUCCCCCUGCGGUCCUGCCCGGCCCGAUGACUCUGCGAUCAGGGGGCGCACUUCACCCUCGGUCGCUGUCGUUUAGCCCCCCCGCCUCACCUGUUGGUGCAACCGAGAACCUCAUUAGCUCCACCUCACCUCGACGAAGAGGGAGGCCUCCCUCAUCUCCCUCUAACUCCACCUCAGGGCCCUCACCGCCACGAGCGGCUCUCCAAAGUCCUUCCGCUCGGUCUGCCCGCCUCUCGCCACGACAUCAAGCGCCUUUUAAAAUCACACCACCUGAAGAUGCAGGACCAUCCAUUAUGGAUGCCACAUCAUCAUCUCAAGAACUGAUUUCAGACGCAGAUGUUGCUGUGGCUUCUGUGCUGAAUGCAAAACUAGAAUUUGAUGAGGCUUUGCUUAAUGAGAAUGUGGCUCUGCACUGUGACACUCAAGGUGGUGAGAACGAUGCUGAAGAUGUUUCCAAAUACAGCGCAGACGUGAAGGGCACGUCGUGUCCUGCGACUGCAGAUGUGCAGAUGGGUGUAGACUCGGUCGACGAGGAUGCUGACCAUUAUAUAAACUUCUCUCGCACUGUAGUGGUCCGCGAGGCCGCCAAAGACUCUUCACAAGUAGGACAUAAUGUCUAUCCUAACUCAGGGUCCAUCUCACAGCUGGACGGAGCUGAUAAUGAUUCUGAGAGCGACACAAGCGAAGCCAACGCAGAGGGCGAUACUCAGGAAGUAGGGAAUAGUUUUCAUAGUCAGGAAUCUGAGCCAUUGAAGCAUCCAAACACGGGCAGAUCCCUUGGCAACAGGCAGCUAGUUUGCACAAUAUCAUCUGAUGAGAAUCAACUCCCUGGAGAUUCCGUUGAUCAGAACGCUGGGUCCAAGACCUGUGAAGAACAGGAAAUAACAUCUUUACAGGAGAACUUGAUUGUUGUCUCUAGCCAACAUGAAACAUCUGGAACCGGAGGGCUAGAAGAUCAAGAAUUGUCUUUGACACAUAUCGUUACAACUGGAGAGGAAGUCUUGUUGGAUAGUGAAUCGACGGAGGACUCAAAAGAGGCGUUUCUCGAUGACACCAGUGGAAAUUUUAUAUCAGCUGAUGGCAGAAUUUUGGAAGUGAAGGAAAAUUCUGCUUCUCCUGGAGAAGUGUGCGAUUCCUCAUCUGUGAACGAGGGUUUAAAUAAAGCUUCUCUGCCGGCUAUUCCAACCAGUAGUGCUCGAAAUAUUGUGAUCGUCAAGCCGACUACAACGACGCAAAGACGUUACGUUACCGUACAACCCAGGACUCAACUAUUAAAAGCUAUUAAGAUGGACGCAACUCCUUAUUCUGUGCCUGUUAGUGUUGUCUCAACGUCUGCUCCCGUGUCUGUUACUCCGCUUUCCUCUGUAAUAAAUGGCUUUGGACAAGCUCCAAAGGAUGCCGCAAAGACUCGUACCAUUGCCAUACGCAUCGCCAUGCCGAAACCGGUUACGGAACAGUCUCAACCUCAGUGUCUGGGUACACCCACCUCACCUCAGGUCCUGCUGGUGAACCGCGCCGGACAGAUUCUGGUGAAAAACCCGCAGACCAACACGUACCAAAUACACAGCGCCAAUUCCCCCUCGUAUGCCCACAUCAGUCAGAUCGCCAGGAUAAUCCACAGCGGUAAUAUUAUCCAGCGACCCGUUCCUAAGGUUACAGUCAUACCCGUGCCUCAGGACGGUCUCGCCAAAAGUGCGCCGGCACGUAUCAUAUCGUACAGCAGUGGUAAUGGAGCCGCACAAGCAACCCAGGUGUUGAUCCGCAGCUUACCUCAACAUUACAUCGGAAGCCAGUUGCAAAAUAUCAGUCAGCCGAUAGAGAGGACGGACAGGGCAAUGUCUAGAAACGCACGGGAGGGUGGGGAGAAGGAAAUGGCCCAGGCGAUAAUAGACAAGGCGAUGGCAAGUCAUCGAGAAGCGGCAAGUCUUCUGAAUCCUUCUCAAUUCCAAGUGUCUCCCUACCUCAAUGAACAUCUCUCGACGGAGUCAAGUCAACCGUCUCCGUCUCAUCUGCGGAGUCCGCCGAACAUCUUGGCCAACUCUAGACCUCAGGUCAAGGUUAAGAGAGUGUCGUCGGUGACCGAACGAAUUGGUGUGAAGAAAUGCAGGACUGACUUUAUGGACCACACGACCCCUAGUUCGCAAGAAGACUUAAACAGAUCAAACAAGGUUCGAAUGAAGACGCCAAGUGUUAAGGAUGUCCUCGACUUUGACAACCCAGACACUGGAUCUCCCAAACAGCCGCCACAUGAAGAAUCCAAGCUGGUUGAACCAGAGAGGAAGACUCUAGAUGAAGUGGAGCCCACCUUACCACAGGCAAGAGAAACAAAAGACUGUGGCAAAGCUCAAUUGCUGAGCUCCAAACAGGGUGACACUUCUGACUGGGCUCCCUAUGCAGGUUGGAGUUCAGAUGAGGAUUCUCCAUCACCUGGCAAGCAGGACAAAUAUGUCAAUCAAUAUCAGCCUCAACUGCGCUUUCAGAUAACCAGUGAUGAUGGUUUCUACAUAGAAGCGGACAGCAUUGAUGUGGCAUGGAAGGCAGUCAUUGAUGGUGUUCAGGAGGCACGAACAGGCUGUCGGCUGGAGCAGCUGCCGGUUACGAGGGUGAGCGGCGCCAGGGUUCUUGGCAUCCUUCACGACGCCGUUCUUUUCCUGUUGGAGCAGCUGCAUGGUGCAGCCCUCUGCAACCAACACCGCUUCCGAUUCCACCAGCACGACAACAUCGAAGAGGAGCUGCCCAUUAACCCCAGUGGAUGUGCCCGCGCUGAGAUUUACGAACGAAAAUCUACUUUUGAUAUGUUCAAUUUCUUGGCGUCGCAGCAUCGCAAGCUUCCCGAGUCUAGGCCGUGUGAUGAUGAAGAGGAUGAUAUCAUGCUCAAAUCAAGCAGACGGGGUACAAGUACAGAGUUACCCGUGGCGAUGAGGUUCAGACACUUGGAGAGAACCUCUAAAGAAGCUGUAGGAGUUUACAGAUCACCUAUUCAUGGUCGUGGCCUUUUCUGCAAGAGGAACAUUGAGGCUGGAGAGAUGUUGAUCGAGUAUGCGGGUAAUGUCAUCCGCUCGGUUCUCACUGACAAAAGAGAGAAAUACUACGACAGUAAGGGCAUCGGCUGUUACAUGUUUCGCAUUGACGAUUUUGAUGUGGUGGAUGCCACCAUGCACGGAAACGCUGCGCGAUUCAUCAACCACUCCUGCGACCCUAACUGCUACUCAAGGGUCAUUAACGUGGAGGGCCAGAAGCACAUCGUAAUCUUCGCCCUGCGCAAGAUUUACCGCGGAGAGGAGCUCACCUACGACUACAAGUUCCCCAUUGAAGAUCCCAGCAGCAAACUGCACUGUAACUGUGGUGCCCGCCGCUGCAGACGCUUUCUUAACUAGAGUAGAUUACUGUUUCCACCAUCUAGGUGAAGUUCUGGGACGGAUGACUCGUUGUUUUUGAAGGAGGGGACCCAUGUGAUAAGUGCGAGAGAUCAGUGUAUUCUGAAGGAACGUAAGGGAAAAAUUAAGAAAAGUGAUUUUGUUCUGCAGAUGGUGUGUAGCGAUUUAAGACCACCAGCAUGGCUUGAGUGGUUAACCUCGUAUGAGCUGUUUUUAUUUCCUUGAUCAUUUAAACCAUGCUAUUUUAACAUCCGCCUAUAUCCAGUGCUUUAUUCCCAAAUGCAUUUAGCUUCUGGUGGAGAAUCGUUUCCUCAGAACUGCUCACGCUGUUGAGUGUCUUUUGUCUUUAUUCAGCAUGCCUUUCAAUCCUCACUGGUUAUGCAGAACAUCUGAAGAAUGGUUUAAAAGAGCGGAGUGAUAUUGUACAGUAGUUUUAUAUAGUGGAAGAUACCCUGAAGUUUAUAAAAGGGUGCGAUUAUUUUUGCUACUGAUUCAGAGGAGCUCCAGAGAUGGGUCGACCUCAACAGCACCUUAAUAAUCUUUGCUCUGUUUCCCACGAAUUAGCACUGUAUAUAUGAACCAAGGCGUAUGUUUUCGAUGAACAGCUUUUCCACAUGAAGUGGUUUUGUUAACUGUAUAUUUCUCUGUGGGGUUCUUUUAUGAGUGCAAGCAAAUCCAUCACUUACAACAACCUUUUUAGUAGAACAGCCCGACAAGAUUAAAUUCCCUUGACUGUGUUUUAAUUUAAGUUAAAUGUUUGCUUCGAACGCUUAUGAAGAUAACAGCACACCAUUUGUAGUAUUGAAAUUUCGCUUCUUUAUGCAUAGAUGUCUAAUACCUUGGAUGUGAGUAGGACGUACCCCAAUUCCCAGAAUCCGUUGUUUUUAUGUUUUUUAUAUAUUAAGGCCAGUCUUUUGGAGGUGUUUGUUGUAAUGUCUUGCAUACUGCGAUCACUUGUGCGAUCCCCAUCUUUGAUUAACUUUGAAUCAGAAUAACACCGCGUACAAGUAUUAAUGGACAUCUGCUAAAACAUACAAAUGUGGGUGUGGCCUACCGUUGUCUGUUUUUGGGUUGACUACCUCAGUAGCUCAGUACGCCAGUGACAGCUAGUGAAGUACAAACAAUAGCAAGUAUGCUGGGAUAAUCCCACACUAGCUUUGAUUUUAUGCAACGUGGUCUGUUUGUUAAGUUUUUUCGUUUAUCCUGGAAAUUCCCAGAUCCCUUUUUCCUUGUGCUUUUGUACAGAAUUGUGGUUUAUAAUUAUAAAUGAAGACUGAGGCUUGAAUCCGUCACUGGGCGUGAGGGAGCAGAGUUCAUCCAGCUCAGUCUUUGUAUAUAGUUGUGUACAAGAAUUUCUAAAUCUGUAAAAUUUUCUACGCACUUUUUUAUUUAUGAUGUUAUACAGUAAUAAAGAUUAAAAAAUUUCUGAAUUAA